AUGUUCAAAAUUUGGACUCGCAGGCAUCUUUUAAUCGAGGACAUUCCCAAUAGUGUUAAACAAGAAGGGCUUCUUGCAUUCAUUAACAAUAUGCAAAAAGUUGAGCAAUUAGAAUAUAUUUAUGAAAGUUUUAUGGGUCAAAAAAUCUUUCUUCACGCUGCCGUUGUUUUAUUCCAAGAUAAUGUGAAUGUAAAUCUCUUUCCAGACGAUACUAAACUCAUUUACAAAGAAAAAAAGCUACGAACAUAUCAUGAUUUAGAAGAACGCAUCAACCAUCAAGCAUUUUUAUAUGGAAUCGAUUCAAAAACGACAGAAGAUGACAUAAGAAACAUGUACAGAAAGUUUAGAGUAACUACAAUCAAAAUUUAUCCUUUUGAAAAACAAUUUCAUUCGUAUGCGAUGCUUUAUUUCAAGAAGGCACGUGACAGAGAUGCAUGUAUGAUCUAUGCGAACCAUUUCCAUAACUGGAAUCUAUACUUUUUCCCUAAUGAAAAUCAAGUUUUGAAAUUAAACUCGUUAACUACUGAUAUUGAAGUUACAAAAGACGAUCCAAAGGUCACAUUUAAGUUUGACCGUUUCGAAUUACAUGCUAAUCUCAAAAGAUUCUCUUCAAUCGCCAAAAAUGUUCUUGAAUCUUCCUCAAUUAAUGAUUUUCCAGGCGAUCACGAUAUGUUUUUGAAAUACAUAGAUGGAAACGAGAUCAUUGUCUCGCCAAACCAAAUACCUUUCCUAAAAAGUAUUGGAAAUUAUUUCAAAAUUAACCAAUUGUCAGAACUUCGCCUCACUCCGUUCAUCAAUUUCGACAACAUAAUCUACUUCCUUAACAUUUGCCAGUCUAAAAAAGAACUUGGAGAAAUUAUUAAUUUUAUUGGUUCAGAAUAUGCGAGAUUGACACAUAACGGCAGGAUCAGAAACAUUCCUGCAGCCUAUCUUACAGAACUGAUUGAGAAAUUACCUGCUCCUGGCCUCACAGAAAAACAUAUCUUUAAAUUGUACAUGCAGAACACGAGAGAGAACGACAACCCUACUCCUCUUCUUAAGAAGAUUGAUUUCGACUCAUUGAAGGUCUCAGAAGUCUCUAAAAUCGUCAUGGACAAGAGAGUUUCGAUAAAUGAUUUUCAUGAUCAGAUUGUUUCGCUUACAAACAAGAAAGUCGAUAUCCAGCAAUUCUUAACUGUCCAAUACGAUCCAGAAAGACCUCUCAACGGCGUAUUUUCCUUCAUUUUCGAACGAGAUGGAGCAAAUAACUUCAAAAACGCCGUCCAAGCUGAAGCUUCUUCCACCAUCAAGACAGAACCAACCAAUAAUACAGGUGAUGUCUACUGUAUCAUCGAUCCGAAGUCAGGAAACUACUUUUCCUCAAAAACCGUCCCUCAACAAUGGGUGAAGUUCACUUUUGCUCAUGAAGAACUUCAGUUAAGUCACUACUCUAUACAGAGAGCGGAUAUGUCCUCUCCAUUCAUCAAGAGCUGGGAUUUGAGUGGCACAAAAGAUGGAAUUAACUGGGUUGUCCUGGAUUCUGUUUCUAAUUCUACUGCUUUGUCUAAACCAAGUUCAAUCAUAACAAGACCAAUUCCAAAAUCAGAUUUCUACAAGAGUUUCAAGAUUGAUCACACAGGAACAAAUUCUAGAGGUUAUGAUACACUCAUCUUGCAGAAAGUUGAGUUCUUUGGUGCUCUAAGAGAACAAGAACAGGAUUAA
This is a messenger RNA of Trichomonas vaginalis G3, 1701 nucleotides long. Its product is annotated as protein ubiquitination. NCBI's taxonomy places the organism in Eukaryota, Parabasalia, Trichomonadida, Trichomonadidae. The transcript has a single exon. The record is from RefSeq and is a predicted model, not a curated record. Bases 1 to 1701 code for a protein of 566 amino acids. Gene Ontology annotation, molecular function: nucleic acid binding.